This is a messenger RNA of Lindgomyces ingoldianus, 1443 nucleotides long. RefSeq names its product mitochondrial carrier. Gene Ontology annotation, cellular component: peroxisomal membrane. NCBI's taxonomy places the organism in Eukaryota, Fungi, Ascomycota, Dothideomycetes, Pleosporales, Lindgomycetaceae. Gene Ontology annotation, molecular function: coenzyme A transmembrane transporter activity; FMN transmembrane transporter activity; ADP transmembrane transporter activity. The record is from RefSeq and is a predicted model, not a curated record. Bases 223 to 1212 code for a protein of 329 amino acids. The transcript has 4 exons.
AGCCAGACGACGCUCCACCUCAUAAUGCGUCCCCUUUCUCAUUUUGUUUCCCUCAGAACCUAGUGAUACCUUCCUUCUAUCAACUCUACAUACGCGCAACUACUUCUCAUUGCCUUCGUCCUUCGGUUGUGUUGGCUUUCUAUCGGGUCCUGCCCCGCCAGCUCCGCGUAUUCCCUCCUUUGACCAUUCACACGUGAAGACCGCGUCCACGCUCCUUCCACUAUGUCCCAGGAAGCGAAGACAGCACAAGAGAAACUUGCGGAAUCUACCCAGGAAACUCCGAACGGCACAGCUGCUCAGCAAAGCGACAAUGUUGCCCAUGCCCUUGCGGGAGCCGGAGGAGGCCUUUUGUCUAUGGCCUUGACCUAUCCUCUCAUUACGCUCUCUACACGCGCCCAGGUUGAAUCGAAACGCGCCCAAUCCUCCACCCUCAACGCUGCGAGGCGCAUCAUCAAACGGGAAGGCAUUGUCGGGCUAUACGCCGGUCUUGAGUCCGCUCUUUUCGGUAUUAGCGUUACUAAUUUCGUAUACUAUUACUGGUAUGAGUGGACCAGGGCCUUCUUUGAGAAGGCCGCUUUGAAGGCUGGCCGUGCUUCGAAGAAACUCACCACAGUUGAAUCCAUGAUCGCAGGUGCCCUUGCUGGCAGUGCUACGGUUCUGAUUACCAACCCAAUUUGGGUUGUGAACACGCGCAUGACUGCGCGAAAGUCGGAAUCGGAAGAGCAGGUGCUGCCUGGCUCGAAGCCAGCCAAAUCACCCUCGACGCUUGGCACGCUCCUUUCAAUAAUCCGGGAGGAAGGCCCCUCCCGCCUGUUCGCCGGUGUGAUGCCGGCUCUAGUCCUAGUCAUCAACCCUAUCCUGCAGUAUACCGUAUUCGAACAGAUGAAGAACAUGCUCGAGAAGAAGCGCCGCGUUACUCCAACCGACGCAUUUUACCUCGGCGCGCUCGGGAAGUUGCUGGCGACCAGCAUCACAUACCCGUACAUUACUGUGAAGAGCAGGAUGCAUGUUGCGGGUAAAGAUGGGCCAAAGGAGGACAUGUUCACGAGCUUCCGAAGAAUCAUCAGGGAAGAAGGCUGGGCAGGCCUAUACGGAGGAAUUGGUCCGAAGGUCACUCAGAGUGUCAUCACAGCGGCAUUUUUGUUCGCUUUCAAGGAUGCUUUAUAUGCGAUGACGGUGAACGCUCGCAAGAAAGUUGCACUGAAGAAAUAAGUGCAACGUAAACUCCAAAUUAACGCGCGUCGUCCUCUCGCGGUCGAAUUAAACGCCUCCAACAGGUGUGAUUGAGAUGUCGAAUACGAUGUUGUAUGACUAGAGCCCUACAAAAUACCGUGCAGUAGCAUAUAGAAUGGUUGCAUGUCCGACCCCGGAUUCCCACAAUCACUUAUUACUACUUGUAUAUACGCGCAAUUGAUGUACACGUUUUCGUCCUAGGGUCUGCGG